Messenger RNA from Exophiala viscosa, 2598 nucleotides. RefSeq lists its product as uncharacterized. NCBI's taxonomy places the organism in Eukaryota, Fungi, Ascomycota, Eurotiomycetes, Chaetothyriales, Herpotrichiellaceae. Bases 144 to 2288 code for a protein of 714 amino acids. The record is from RefSeq and is a predicted model, not a curated record. The transcript has 2 exons.
GGCAAACGAUGCAUACAGUAGUGUAUCUACAUUUCAUGGUUUGUUCACAAUGUGUGGCCCACCCCUCCUAUCAGAUAUAAGAGAGACAGGUGCACUACGAAGUGGCUAUCUUCCGCAUUCCCAUUGUCUUGCGCCUUUCAGCUAUGGCUGACCCGUCGUCCCCAUCGCGCGAAUUUGCAGGCGCUGUUGAUGCCGAGCAAGUGUCGCAUCCUCCUACCUUCGAGACCUCACCACACGAGCACCAUGGCAUAACACAGUCGUCCUCUGAGCAACAACGUGUACCUCUCACAAACUCGGUAACUGAAAAGGCUGGGGAGACUUCCAAAUUUCUUGUUGAAGAUCGUGAUUAUAGCUCUUAUCCCCCACAAAUUCGCGAUGUUGCAUCCACAGGCCGUACGAAAACUGGCGGCCUUGGGAUUCACAGUCUCUGGAGCUCGUGGUGGCUGGAGGUAUCAGGGAGUGUCUUGAUCUUUCUUGUUUUCGUCGCGCUGGUCAUUACUCUUAGAGAGUAUCAGAAUCAGCCUCAGCCAAAUUGGCCAUAUGGCUUCUCCAUCAACACACUCGUGUCGGUGUAUACAACCCUGUUCAAGUUCCCACUCAUGCUUAUUGCAUCAGAAUGUCUGGGUCAGUCAAGAUGGAAAUGGUUCCAGCGACAGAAUCAACCUCUAAAAGAUAUUGCGCUUUACGAAGCUGCCCUACGAGGAGACCCGUUCGGCGUUAUUCAGCUACUAUGGGCGACACGUGGACGACAGCUCACGGCGAUAAUCGGAGCAUUUAUAUCUCUGGCCGCACUUGUGCUUGAUCCAUUCAAUCAAGCAGUCAUCACCAUCUACCCUUGCCAGAUCCCCGAUGCGUUUUCAAUGGGCGGUGUCCCGCCAGUAAACACUUUGCAGAUUCCUGAAACCCAGCCGUUGAUGAUGCAAUAUAACAUGCUGGCGACUAUCCUCGGUGUGGAAUCAUUCGAAGUCCAGCCUAGCUGCCAAUCCGGAAACUGCACCUUUGACCAGGAGUAUCAUUCGGUCGGCUUCUGCAGCAAUUGUACAGAUAUCAGCGACAGAUUGCAGCGAAAUUGCACCAUCCCGGCAAACACAAAGCCACUCUUCAAUGCCACGCUUCCUAGUUGUCGCUGGUUUCUGAAGCAGACGGACACCAGUGACGGCGACGGCGAAACUCCCAACUAUAUCGGCUACGACACUUCAAUACCGUCCCAGGGUGGUGAUCUUUGGAAAGUGGUGAAUCAUGAGGUUGCCUCGUACUCGGUGAAUUAUACCUUCGCUUGGAUUGCGGACCCGCCUCAGGCGCUUUCAUGCUCCGUCAAGCCUUGUGUCAGGUCCUAUAAAUCCGCUGUCAUCAAUGGAAGCUUUUCCGAAAGGCUAAUCGGAAAGUCCCAAGUAUGGCCGGAUCCACCUAUCGUUGCACCGUAUCAAUGGGAUGUCAUGUACUCUCGGAUGCUAAAUAGGGAUUGUCUGCCAGCAUCCGCCAAGCAAGCACUCAUUCGCCAGAAUAUUGAUAUCACCCCGGAAUGGAUUGCUUACAACUAUACCGUACUCAACGACACGCCCACUGGGCCACGAGUUCUGGAGGGCAUGGCUCCUGAUCCCACCAUUCCUGACCAAUGUUUGUAUCAAUACAGAUCGUACGAACUGGGUGUUCAGAGUCCCAUAUACAACAUCAUCACAUGGUUUCAAGCCCAAUUCAAACAGCCUCUAACGGCAUGGGUUUCCUAUGACGGGACAAACGUAACUGGCGGCAUCUCGUCCGAGAUUUGGAACGGCGGCAGCAAGCCGACACCAAUGUACUGGAUCAAUGGCCUGGAGACAAACCAGAGCACCGCCAUGAUAGAGUUAUAUGAAAACGGCAGCAUCACUGGCGAUGCUGUGGCCCAGAUGUUCGAAAAUGUCGCCACAACCAUGUCCAACUUCGCACGUAGCAGCUCCAGCACACUACUCGAUGGCAACGAGCUCGACCUGGAUCUCACGCCGGCUCGGGCACCCGAGUUGCUGCAGAAUUCAUGCAUCAACAUCAAUUGGCCCUGGUUGGCGCUGCCUGCGACGCUCAUGCUGCUGAGCAUACUGUUUUUGGGCCUGACAGUCGCAGAAUCGGCUUUGCCGGGUUCGACGGGCAUCUGGAAGUCCUCGCCGCUUGCCUGGCUCUGGCACGGUUUUGAGAUGCCGCAGCCUACGGACUCCACAUUGGACGACCUAAAGACGAUGGAAAAGAUGUCGAGUAACAUGAAUGUGCAGCUGCAGCGGACGGCGCUUGGCUGGAAGCUUGUGCAACGACCCUAGAACAGUGGAGGAAGGAGCGCCGAACACACCAGCUGUAACCAUUGACGUUAUAUGACACCUCGGCGUUGCGGGAUCCUCCGUGACGUGAGCUGUUCCUGGACCCAGAACAUUGGAUUGGUCUUGGUGGCAGCACAAUUGGAGGGCGCUUGUGAUCAAAGAGUCUCAUCCCAAUAAUAACCACCUUGUAAGAAGGCCUUUUCGGGCAUCAUGAGAGAAAGGUACGCGCAGUGAAGGCCACUAAAGUUCAGGCAGGUGUACUUGUUCUAAAGUCGCUCUCAAUUUCUCAGUACUUCGGCUGCUAUUUGUCACG